This is a messenger RNA of Phycodurus eques (leafy seadragon), 4711 nucleotides long. RefSeq names its product RE1-silencing transcription factor (gene rest). Gene Ontology annotation, cellular component: nucleus. NCBI's taxonomy places the organism in Eukaryota, Metazoa, Chordata, Actinopteri, Syngnathiformes, Syngnathidae. The record is from RefSeq and is a predicted model, not a curated record. The coding region runs from base 198 to 2771 and encodes 857 amino acids. Gene Ontology annotation, biological process: regulation of gene expression. The transcript is spliced from 6 exons.
GUGUGCAGGAAUGUGCGCAAACUUUUCCUCCUUCUCCUUCGUCGUCGUCGUGUGAAAGUUCUCCGAAAGCCAACGGCUCGCUCGACAAGCUCGUCGCGGGAGACCGGGUGAGUGAGGCCGGGUUCUGGGUGACGCUCACCGACCUCCAAGUCGACCUUGUGUCGCCCGUUCCAAGCAAACUUUGGAGACUGCGGAAAAUGGAGGAAAUCAGCAUGGCGGCUCCCUCCAUGUUCUCGAUGGAGACGUUUCCGCUGAUGGACGACGAUGUCCGCAGUUCGGCGGCCCCGCAGCUGGUCAUGCUGGCCAACGUAGCGGCUGUGGCGGCUGUGGACGGCGGCGGCGCGUUGGCCGAGGGCAGCGUGGCCGACGACAAAGAGAUGAUGGAGCUAAAGACGGUGGGAUGUGGCUACUCGGACAGCGAGGAUGAGAGCGUCAUCAGGUACGGUUACGACAACCACGACAGCGUCUGCGUAGCCGUCGAUUACUCGGAGGCUCCGGGCCUCGACGCCACGCGACAACAACAGAACGGCGGACGGGAGGACGAUGCCGAAUUCUCGCCGCCAACCUCAAGCGGCCCCGCUCCUCCGCCACCAAUGCGCAAAGACGCGCCUCUGGCGCCUGCCGUGCCCACGGAGGCCGCGAGGAAGAAAAAGCCCUUUCACUGCAAACCGUGCCACUUUCAGGCUCACGACGAGAAAGGGUUUGUAGACCACCUGCGGACGCACGCCGUCAGCAAGAUGGCGGUCGUCAACCGCGUAGAGGGGCGCAGCAGACUGAAGGCCAAAGAGGGAAAGACGGCCCCGGACAUCUCGCCGCGGGUGUGCGACGGUGAGGGCGAGGAGGUGGCAACGGCGGCGGCAGGGGACGCCAAAGGCCUGAUCCGAUGCGAGCGCUGCGGAUACAACACCAACCGAUACGACCACUACGUCGCGCACCUAAAACACCACAACAAGGACGGAGAGGACCACAGAGUGUUCAAGUGCACGUUGUGCGCAUACAGCACGGUCAGUCAGUACCACUGGCGCAAGCACCUGCGAAAUCACUUUCCCAGCAAACUGCACACGUGCACUCAGUGCUCCUACUUUUCCGACCGCAAGAGCAACUACAUCCAGCACAUCCGGACGCAUACCGGUGUGCGUCCAUUCCAGUGCCCAUACUGCGACUACUCCAGCUCUCAGAAGACGCACCUGACCAGACAUAUGCGGACACACUCUGGUGAGCGACCUUUCAAGUGUGAAAGCUGCAACUACCUGGCAGCCAAUCAGCACGAGGUGACCCGUCACGCCCGCCAGGUCCACAACGGUCCCAAACCGCUGGCGUGCCCCUACUGUGAGUACAAGACGGCCGACCGCAGCAACUUCAAGAAGCACGUAGAGCUCCACCUCAACCCUCGCCAGUUCCUCUGCCCAUUGUGCAAGUACGCCGCUUCCAAGAAGUGCAACCUGCAAUACCACAUCAAAUCGCGACACUCCGGCUGCAACGUCACCGUGGACGUCUCCAAGGUCAAACUGAGGGUAAAAAAACCAGAGGAGCCUUCCAAAACAAAUGUGUCAGGCGUGGAGGAGGACUUUGACGGCGAGGAGGCAGACGAGGAGCCGGUUCCUCGUGACAAACCAUCUGGUCCCAUUAAGGAGCCGGUUCCUCGUGACAAACCAUCUGGUCCCAUCAAUCUGUCUAUCAGAAAGAGCGGAAAACCAGCGCAGAGUGAAGAUGAGCCAGAGGAGAUUCCCAGGAAAUGCAAUGGCUCUGCAGUGAAAGUGGAGCAGGAGAAAACAAUCACGACAAGACAAAAGAAGUUGAAGGAAAACCCAGAAGAGAUGGUGAGCAUCGUAAAGGCCAAGAGAAGAGUCAAGAAGACGAUGACUGACAAACCGUGUGACCCGGAAGCGACAAAGGACGAGAGGGAGAAGUCGGAAGCGGAAGGAACGGCAGGCCAGCAAGAUGGAAAUGAGAGGGGCAAGCCAAGGAGGUCCGGCGGCAAGAAGUAUGAACAAGAAGAACCUGCUCAGAGCCUCGUCACUCCACAAGGUCUUCAGAAGGACGGCAAAGAAAAGUCCAAAAAGAGGAAAGCGGUUGAAGCGCUCAACUUUCCGUGCGCGCCAGCCUCCGAGGCCCGGCGGCUCCGAACCGGCAACAAGUCGCAUCCCACUUCAAAGUACAACCACAGCGCCAAUGCGCCGCCCUCGUCCAGCUUGCCCGCCAAAAGGGCCAGGAGGUCCACCAGAAAAUCUUUGGCACAUCAGCCGGAAGGCCAGUCCGGCGUUCCAGAUGCACCAGAAAGCUCCACCUGCCCGGUUGAGUCGACCCCCACGGCGGUAAAGGCGAGCUCACCUACGAUGGAGCCCAUCGACAGGCCAGAAGAAGGUCGCACUGACACGCCUGCUGACGCAACCCCUGCACCGCCCACUCCGGCGUCUCCAGCUAAACCCUCGUCCCUGCCGCCAGAGCAUUGCGGCAAAGCAUUCGACCCCGAGGACGACGAGGGCGUCCACAGCAGCCACGAAGGAGGCGGCGACAGCGGCAACGUAAGCGACAACAGCGACGGUGCCUCCGAAGGCAGCGACGACUCGGGACUCAACGGAAAUGCUGCAGAAAAAACGUCCAACGACCCGGAGACGCCCAGCCAUGAAAUUCCCACACCGACCGAGCUCAAAAGUCACGUGUGCAUCUUCUGCGAUCGGCAUUUCCCCAUGGAGGCCGAAUACCGCCGCCACCUCAAUCGCCAUCUUGUCAACGUGUACUACAUGGGCGCAACGCCGGCAAGCAACUAAUGUCAAGCCGUUGCGCCCUUGCCAAACACCAAGCGAUCCUCGCAAACUGGCCUUUCAUGAGCAAUCUGUCAUGACUGCUGCUUUUCAUUUCCUCCUCCUGAAGCCAAAGCACAAAAACACAUCUGACAAUUCUGGCAGCAGGUGGGGCUGUUAUUCGCGUGUUGAUGCGGCAGAUAACAUCACCUCGAGGACCCGUCAACGUCAAGAGGCAAUCGGGUCAACAGAAAUUUCUCUCCAGCGUUUGACAAUCUUUUUCUAGAUCAGAUUGAGCUAAUUAAACCUUGGACCUUGUUGUGCAAUUUUUACAUUUUUUUUUUUUUUUUUUACAGUAGUGUCAACUUCAUCAGCUUUUGGCAGCCACUUGAUUAACGUUAGGUUGCUUCUGAAGGUUAAAUUCUCAUGAAAUCCAACAUGAAAAAUUGAGUGCUCGAUGUAAGCUUUUAAUACAUUGUUUAAUAUAUAUGUAUAUUAUAUAUUACGGCUGUAACAAGUCACUAGUCGAUACGGCAUCACGAUUUCUGACCCACGGUUCGAUACACACAUUUUUUUGGGUGGAGGUAAAAAAAAUAAAAAGAUAUUGUAAUAAAAAAAUUGACUAUUUAUUUAGGACAAUUAUACAUGAUUGUAAAAAAAAUAAUUAUAAGACUCCGGUCUGUGCUGCAAACCAGAAAUAAUAAAAUGAGAAAAACUUUUCUCCAACAAAAUAGCUCCUGUUCAAAAUAUAAAAAUUAAAUGACGCAUGGCGGAUGACUGGUUAGGACAUCUGCCUCACCGUUCGGAGGACCCGGGUUCAAGUCCAGCCUCGCCUGUGUGGAGUUUGCAUGUUCUCCCCAUGACUGCGUGGCUUUUCUUCAGGUACUCCGGUUUCUUGCCACAUCCCAAAAACAUGCAUGAUAUGUUGAGUGAAGACUAAAUUGCCCGUAGGUGUGAAUGUGAGAGUGCCUACGUGUGCCCUGCGAUUGGUUAAGGACCAAUUCAGGGUGUAUCCCGCCUCUCGCCCAGAGUCAGAUAGGAUAGCCUCCAGCAUGCCCACAGACCUAGUGAGUAUAAGCGGUAAGGAAAAUGGAUGGCUGGAUAAACGACACUGUGGAGUUUAGGAAACAAACAACAACGUAAACAUUGAGUUAACACCGCAGGAGACUUCCUAUCUGUGCUCCAAACCAAAAAGGUAAAAACACAACUUUUCUCUUACCGUCUCAAAGGAGUUGUGACAGCUCAGUGCUGCCAGCUUAACAACAUUGUGCACGAAGCACACUACACUACAAGUGUUGCAGCAGUGUUGGGAAAGGCAUGUUAUGGAAUGCGCACAAUAGUAGCGAGUUGCAAUAAAGUACUGUUGGCGCACAGUCGUACUCACAUUAUUGGACAACAUUGGGGACGAAGCUGGACUUUCAGUGACUUUGUGCUGCUCGCUUCCCUCGUCCCUCUCCCUCCCUAGUGAGCAGAUCGGACUAGCCGAGGCUAACGAUGCACGGCUAACUGCUACGUUAACCCACAACUUGGGCAGCGGGGCCAGCGUAUAUUCCGUACUGUCGAACCCGUGCAGAUGUCCACUGACUGUGUCGCCUUGUUGGGCGGACACUUUGCUGCUCCAUAAACACGUGUAGGUAGUGAAAAGCAAAAGUGAAAGCAAACUGUUUGAAGACCGCGAUUUUUGGUUUCGAUACAUAAUUGUUACAGCCUUAUUAUAUAUGUGUAUCGUGUGUCAUCAAACUGACAACUGUUUGCAAUAUUUUGACAGUCAUGUAACCAACGUGGUCAAAAUAUUAGAAACAGUUGUGUGUGCCUAAUAACAUUCAACAUCAUGAAACUCAAUUAAAAGAUUAAUUAAUGAAACAUUUUAUUUGUAAGCGCCUUUCAAGGCCCUCAAGGACACUGUACAUUAAACCGAAAAAGAAAAUGGUUGCAAUAACUGCUAUUAUGUUUGAGCUUUUUUUUUU